AUGCGCUCUUCUGUACAGCCAACGCCCGUCGAUACACCCAUAUUUUUUGCAAGCACUCGUCAUUCGCAUAUAUCUGCGAGCCGUGAUUUGCACGUUCGCUCUACAGGUCGGGAAGUUCAGCCUGGUCUGAACGAUGUUCACAGGAUGUCAUCGAAUACUUCCGACAGCUGGAGAUCCCCGUUCGCAUCGCCUGAUCCCAUGUCGAUCGACAUCGAUGCGGCCUCUUCGAUGAUUCUCAGCGAUAUGCCAAUCUUGCUGUCCAACAAGCAAGAGCGUGCUUCUCACCAAGCAAAGUCAACGCAAUCCAUCUCUCCACUAAAUCAACAGGCGUCAACAAGGGCAAACGAAGCACCGGAAGCUGUAUUGGCCCCUUUAGUGCGGACCAGUGUGGACGAGGUUCAUGAAGCCAAGCAAACCGAGCUCCAACAAUCACUAGCGAUGUUCGUUGAAAAUCCAAUGCAGAGUAACGCAGAACAAUCCACCACCUCUGCGGUCGAGAAGGACUCUUAUGCAAUACCUCUUCGUCGGCAAAUAUCUCACAAACGUGCUCAAGGUUGGCCGCCCCCUUCCACGAGCCAUAUGGAAACGCAGACACCAAUAUUCCGGCCUGGGAAGCAUGCACCAUCGUCCUCGCUUGUCGCCUCGCCAGUAUCUGCAAGCAAGCAGCAGUCCACUCUUGGACGAGGAAUAUAUCCUCGAGCCAUACUGGAGUCAUCGGCUAAUGAUAGUACUCAUUCAAAAUUCGGACAAAGGGACUCUGAGCUCAUUACAACGAGCUUUCAACUGGGUCGAGAAAGCAAUGAUUCUCCAGGAAUGGCCAUUGCUCCGUCACAAGCUCCCUCAAGAACUUCCAGAGAGGCGCACGGAUCGAGAGCCGGCCUGACUCAGAUCCAUCAUGUUCCUCGUGCUGCGCCCAAAUUAAUUUCGGCCAUCAUACUGGCCUCGGAAUAUCCAGCAUCACAAAACCUCAAAUCAUUACUGAUCAUAGCGGAAGCGGAAAAUGCUCUCCACCGAACAACGAUCGCUUGCCGACAAGUGAUGACCAAAAGACCGGCCGCUCGAUCACGGCCGUCAACGCGCAACUCAGAUCUUGGAUUCGAAAUCGACAAAGAGGAAAUAAUAAAGGCUAUCGUGAACUGUUGGAAUGAUGGUCGCUGGAACGAGGCCGACCUAUGUAUCAAAUCUACCCUCAAGAAAAUGCCGGUUCAAGCUGUACCUUGCACCAUCACGAGACGGCUUCACCACCUCCGAGGAGUGAUUCCCAGCUUGACUGGAGAAUGGAACGAAGCGUUGACUAAAUUCCUGUCCGUGCUGAAGACACCGCUGCGCGACUCAGCGCAGCUCGACGCGAUACUUAUGCUGUUCUCGGUCGUAGCGCUGAAGCUCAUCUAUCCCACACGAUUGCAGAGCAGGGCGCGAUCUUCGACAGUGCCGACGCCUACCAGCUCCAUCAACGCAUUUCGGUGA
Messenger RNA from Pseudocercospora fijiensis CIRAD86, 1467 nucleotides. RefSeq lists its product as uncharacterized. The record is from RefSeq and is a predicted model, not a curated record. NCBI's taxonomy places the organism in Eukaryota, Fungi, Ascomycota, Dothideomycetes, Mycosphaerellales, Mycosphaerellaceae. The coding region runs from base 1 to 1467 and encodes 488 amino acids. The transcript is spliced from 3 exons.